Messenger RNA from Nasonia vitripennis (jewel wasp), 1630 nucleotides. RefSeq names its product protein CREG1. The transcript has 6 exons. Bases 403 to 1332 code for a protein of 309 amino acids. Lineage: Eukaryota; Metazoa; Arthropoda; Insecta; Hymenoptera; Pteromalidae. The record is from RefSeq and is a predicted model, not a curated record.
UGUCUUCGCACUUUUCACCUCCUCCAUCUAUACUACAGCCAAAACUUGCAAAACCCCACGAUUCAAUCAACCCUAUGAGAAAAUAAUCCUCUUUCUACAUUCUCGCGAACAAAGGACAAAGGGGGCUCGAACAGCUGUGCAAUGGGUCCUCUCGCGCGCAGCGCACUGCACAAGGUCGCGAACUCCCCUUUGUAUCCCACACAAAUGUAUACAAUAUAUCCGUGUGACUCGUCAUAGGACGUCGAGCUUCAAGUUUCGAGUCGCUCGCGUGCGCGAGUCAGUAAUCAGCCGCACGUCGGCCGAGAGGUUGCAGCUUUUUCUACGACGACGGGUUUGAGAAGCUUCCGGGUAUAGGUACCUGUAUAGAAGCGACCUGCACCGCCGUAAAAAGCGAUCAUCGAGAUGCACUACGCGUCAAGGGCCUUGACUUUCGCUCUCGUUUUCCUGGCGGCCUUGGCGAACUUGGCCGCCGAGGCUUCGUCAGCGGAAGAGUCGUCGCUUCUCGGGCUCGAUGACCCUCAGUGGGACGAGUAUCGGGAGUUCAAGGAGUUCCAGGAGUUUCAGGCCUGGAAGAGAGCUUCCAAGGAGAGGAGGCGACAUCACGAGGACGAGGAGAGGAGGGAGAGGUACGAAAGGAAGAGGUUCCACGGGGCGGAAAACGAGAAGAGGAGACGCGGUGGUGACGGGAGAUCGGCGAGGAAGGACGUUGUUGCCGAUCCACCGCCGAUCGAUCAGGCUGCCCUGAUGGCCAGAUACAUCGUCAAUCAGGCUGGCUGGACUUCGGUGGCGACAGUUAGCUCGCGAAAAGAUACCGAAAGCUAUCCGUUCGUGAAUAUCAUUUCUUUCAGCGAUGGACCACUUGGAAACGGUACUGGAAUUCCAUAUUUGUUCUUGACGCCGUUAGAUUUCACAGCGCAGGACGUCUUCAAAGACAACCGCGCCACUUUGAUGAUGAGCUUGGCCCAAGGCCGUUACUGCGAGCUCAAGAAUUACGACCCUAUGGACCCUCGAUGUGCCAGGGUCGUCAUGACCGGCAAAAUCAAAGCGGUGAAAGAGGACAAUCCAGAGUAUCCGAUCGCGAAAAACGCGGUAUAUGGCCGUCAUCCGUGGUUAGCUCACAUGCCAGCAGAUCACCACUUCUUCUUCGCUAAACUGAAAAUUGGCACCAUCGCCGUGCUGGACACCUUUGGAGGACCGAAAUACGUCACCGUCAAGGACUAUCUGAACCCACCAAAUCCCAAAGCUCAUUCCGAAUAUCUUGAGCGUUAUCAGCUUCUCGGCGACGACAACGAGUCGCAGAAAUCGGCCGAGCGAUUUUCAAGCUAUUUCUGAAGACUCGGGGGCGAUUGUUUUUUAAAAGGAAAAUGCUUCGUAAGAUAGAUGCCGUGUAUCGACAAAACUAUUUUUGUAAUGGGACACUCGUUAGAAUUGCAGAGGUACUUUUGGAUAGUGAACAAGAGGCUGUUGAUAUAGAUUGAAGAAAAUAUCUUAAUGCUACUGUGCAUACUUUUGUAAAUGAUUUGUGUAAAUAUAGUAAUAUUUCAUAAGUGAUAUUAUCAUAGCUGUAAUGCGCGGAUUUUACUCCCCUUGCUUUGUAUGAAUAAAAAAUGUUUAUUAUUAUUUUUAAAAA